Molecule: messenger RNA, 1583 nt
Organism: Rhizophagus irregularis DAOM 181602=DAOM 197198
Lineage: Eukaryota; Fungi; Glomeromycota; Glomeromycetes; Glomerales; Glomeraceae
Product: autophagy protein
Biological process (GO): autophagy of mitochondrion; nucleophagy; protein lipidation
Cellular component (GO): extrinsic component of membrane; phagophore assembly site membrane; cytosol
Molecular function (GO): protein binding; phosphatidylinositol-3,5-bisphosphate binding; phosphatidylinositol-3-phosphate binding
Source: RefSeq, a predicted model, not a curated record
UACCAAUGGUCCUUUUUUCUAUUUAACGCCUUUAAACUUGUAGACUUAAUAAACCUUAGCAUUUUGUAGUAUUUAAAUAAUUCUUAAGAAAAUGAAUCUUAGUAACAAAGGCAAUAAUGAGCUAUUGUUCAUUAAUUUUAAUCAGGAUUUCAGCUGUAUCUCAGUCGGAACUCAGCAUGGUUACAAAAUAUAUAAUUGCGAUCCGUUUGGAAAAUGUUAUUCAAAAUCUGAUGGUGGAAUUGGGAUUGUAGAAAUGCUUUUUUGUACGUCGCUGGUUGCGUUGGUAGGAGCAGGUGAACACCCCUCAUUUUCACCACGACGUUUACAAAUUACUAAUACAAAGCGUCAAACAACAAUUUGCGAACUUACCUUCCAAACCUCAAUCCUUGCGGUGAAAUUAAACCGUCGUAGAUUAAUUGUCGUUUUGGAACAAACUAUUUUUGUUUAUGAUAUUAGCAAUAUGAAGUUAUUGCAUAACAUCGAAACUAGCCCAAAUCCAUCUGCUAUUUGUGCCCUUUCUCCUUCAAAUGAAAAUUGUUAUAUAGCUUAUCCCUCUCCCACUCCUUCUCCUUCAUCUCCUUUUUCAAACCAUAGCACACAGCACAAUGCACCAUCUGGUGAUGUUUAUAUUUUUGACGCUUUGUCAUUGCAGGCCGUAAACAUAGUCCAAGCUCAUAAAAGUCCGGUUGCUUAUGUAGCCAUUAAUUCCGAAGGAACUUUAUUGGCAACAGCUAGCGAUAAGGGUACGGUUAUUCGCGUGUUCUCUAUUCCAAAUGCACAGAAGUUGUAUCAGUUUAGAAGAGGAUCUUAUCCAGCACGCAUCCAUUCGAUCUCUUUUAAUCUUGUCAGCUCAUUAUUGUGUGUUUCAAGUGAUACAGAAACUGUACAUAUUUUUAAAUUAGGAGGAAAUACAGGUGGUCCAGGAGGAGGUGCAGGUGCAAACAAUGGGACUACUAACGGCACAGGUGGUGCAAAUCCUUCGCGUCAUUCAAUUGGCCCUACAACAAUAGGUGGAUUUGAAGCGUUUAUUGAUGGGAAGAAAAAAACCGGGUCCGGCACUAUACGCCGCCAAUCCUUUCAUCUCGGCCGUACUGUUGCUGGUAGUGUUGGCAACUAUCUUCCAGAUGCUUUGACAGAAAUGUGGGAGCCAACACGUGACUUCGCAUAUUUAAAAUUACCUAGUUCAGGCGUACAAAGUGUAGUGGCACUAAGCAAUACCACACCUCAAGUUAUGGUAGUCACCUCUGAAGGAUAUUUCUAUCAAUAUAAUAUUGAUUUCGAGAAUGGUGGCGAAUGUGUAUUGCUUAAACAAUUUAGUUUAUUGGAACCGAAUGAAGAUAUGGGAACGUCGUUAAUCUCAGAAUGACCAAUGAACUCAAAAACAAAGGGAAUCUGGUAAAAUCUAAUAAUUAAAUUCGACCUUGUGAGGUGAUGUCUUAGUGGUUUGAGUAAAUUUAUAUUGUGGAUUUAUCUCAUGUAUUAAUUAAUAUAUGGUUUGUGCGAUUAGUUUUGCGUUAUCUUAAUUUAAAUAUCAUAUCGUUGUAGUAAAAUUUAAUAAUAAAUUAAAAUAAGCAUUUUGUUUU